[Torrubiella] hemipterigena is the source of this 306-nucleotide messenger RNA. The record is from the annotation of a GenBank genome assembly. Lineage: Eukaryota; Fungi; Ascomycota; Sordariomycetes; Hypocreales; Clavicipitaceae.
AUGGCGAACGACAAAGAUGACCAAGAUACGCCAACCCUCGAAGACGCUCUCAAGCAACGCGAGGACGAGAUCAACAAGCUCCUAGAUCAAAAUCCAGAUAUGAAGCCACCCAAAGACGGGAAGUGGUGGGCUGCAUCAACAAAGCUCGCAUUUGACACCGAAAACAAGCUCGACGAAGAAACCGCCAGAAGCUUGAUAAUGCACUUAGAAAAGCAUUUGAUAUAUGAGGCUAUCUUUUCGUCGCUCGAUGAUGAUGCAAUCGACAUCUUCCGCAACAUUACCCAACCGGUUCAGAAGAAGGAUUAA